Aureobasidium pullulans EXF-150 is the source of this 1060-nucleotide messenger RNA. RefSeq names its product DUF1000-domain-containing protein. Gene Ontology annotation, cellular component: nucleus. Bases 29 to 721 code for a protein of 230 amino acids. The transcript has 3 exons. The record is from RefSeq and is a predicted model, not a curated record. NCBI's taxonomy places the organism in Eukaryota, Fungi, Ascomycota, Dothideomycetes, Dothideales, Saccotheciaceae.
CCCAGUGCAUCAAAACAACACAAGCACCAUGUCACACUGCCACGACGAACAUGAAGGCCACGGCCACGGACACGGCCAUUCACACGGCGCCCACGACCACUCAGACGACGUCACACCAGCCCUGCAGAACAGCCUCUACAAACAGAUCGACUUCGACGCCAUCAACACAUUGAACGAAAGCUCCUCAGGCUCCGGAAGCAAAAUCUGCAAAAAGACUUGGGACGAGCGACUGAAUCCCGAGCCCGAGCUCUGCAGCGAUGCCGAUGAACAACUAUUGAUGCACAUCCCAUUCACUGCCCAGAUCCGUCUUCAUUCAGUCAUAAUUCGCACAUCGCAGACCGACUCCGCGCCGCUCACGCUUAAGCUCUUCAUCAACCGCGACGACCUCGAUUUCGGAACCGCUUCAGAGGUUCAACCUACACAGACGCUGUCGCUGUCGCAGACCAACGAUAUCCAAGAAGUCCCUGUCAAACGUGCCCUGUUCAACACUGUCCGCUCACUCGACCUGUUCUUCGAGGAUAAUUGGGGAAGAGGCGAUGAGGACGAGACGCGUAUAUCAUAUCUGGGCUUCAAGGGCGAGUGGAUGGCUCUCAACCGUGAGCCUAUAAACUUCAUGUAUGAGGCUGCCGCAAAUCCGAGCGACCACAAGAUGGUCUCUGGAGUUAGAGGUGAGGUGGGCAGUCGUCUGGGAGGUGCUGGAGGAGGUGGAAAUGGCAUGUAAUCACUUGGACCCAGGACAACAGGAGGCAGUUUGAAGAGGGUAUAAUACACGACGCUAAGUGUUGCUCCGCAAUUCAAUCUGCUACUUGCGUAUCUGGUAAUACAUCGGCGCAUACUCUGUGAGCCAAUCUUUUUCAAUCUUCGUAAUGUCUCUGAUGAAUGUCUUGUCUCCUGUUUGCAUCACUUCGUGGAAGAUGACCCAAUCUGCCUUGCGGUUAAACAUCAAAGAGCUAGGAUGGGCAUGGAGUGUCAUACUACCAUCAACUGUCUGAAACGUUCCGUCCGCCUGCAUUCUUGCAGCAUGCACAAAGUAACCUGAUGUCAAGCAUCGUCGAAUCUG